UGUGCAGCGCGAGGACGGAGCUGCCGACAGAAGGCUAAUAACCAUGCCAACCGAGGAAUAUAGCGCGCGCCGCUGACUGGGGAGAAAAAAAAGGGGAGAAAAAAGAAAGAGUGAGAGAGAAAGAGAGAGAGGGGGGGGAACCCUGAAAAAGAGAAAAUAUUCUAAACUACACCUGCAAAGUGGAGGAAGAGGGGAUACUGGAAGAGAAGUGUUCGUUUCCUGCAGGGGGGAAGAAGAAGAACACCAGGGAGCUGCUAUGAUUCUCUCCUUGGCCGCAGCGGUAGCCAUGAGUAGCGGCAGCAGUAGCAGCCUCAACUCCUCCUCCCCCCUCGACCCCUUUGACUCUUCCACCUCCUGGAGCCUGUCAGAGGACCCCUCCAAUUCCUCCUCUGAACCUGUUGUGCGAACUCUCACUCCAGACCUUCAGCCAGCGACCACUGCUGUCGCUGUCCAGGAGGUGAGCCCCUGGGACAUCGCACUCUGCGUAACCGGGACGCUAAUCUCCUGCGAAAACGCCCUGGUGAUCGCCGUGCUCUUCUACACGCCGACCCUCCGCGCUCCAAUGUUCAUCUUGAUCGGAUCGCUGGCGGUGGCAGACCUUCUGGCCGGGCUGGGUCUCAUCUUGAACUUUGUCUUUGCCUAUUUGGUCGACAGCUCGGUGGAGUUUGUGACACUCUUGUCAGUUGGACUGCUUAUCUCAGCUUUCUCAGCGUCUGUCCUCAACAUUCUCGCCAUCACAGUGGACCGUUACUUAUCACUGUAUAAUGCCCUGACGUACCACACCGAACGGACAGUCACCUUCACUUACGUCAUGGUGGUCUUCAUUUGGGUGUCAUGCCUAACGCUUGGUUUACUACCAGCGCUCGGCUGGAACUGUCUAAAGGAUGAGUCCACGUGCAGCAUUUGCCGGCCCGUCACUAAAAACAACGCUGUGGCGCUUGCCGUCACCUUCCUUCUGGUCUUCGCCCUAAUGAUGCAGCUCUACCUACAAAUCUGUAAGAUCGCCUUCCGCCACGCGCAGCAAAUUGCCGUGCAGCACCAGUUUGUGGCCAUUUCCACCACUAAAGGUGUCUCCACACUGUCGGCCAUCCUGUGUGCCUUCGGGGCAUGCUGGCUGCCGUUUGCCAUGUACUCCAUUGUGGCCGACUCCAGCUACCCCGUAAUAUACACCUACGCCACGGUCCUUCCAGCCACCUGCUGCUCUGUGAUCAACCCCAUCAUCUAUGCGUUUCGAAACCCGGACAUCCAAAAGUCGCUAUGGAUGGCCUGUUGUGGGUGUGUCCCAUCCAACCUCUCCCUCAGACCAAGGACCUCCAGUGACGUGUAGCAGGGAAGGCCGGUUUCUAUUUGGCAUGAUACUUGACGCCGAGCCAGGAUUGUUAGAGGAAUAGAAGGAACAAGAGAGCUGAAGGGUUGAAAGGUGGAAGGAUGAGGAAAGUUGACUUCCUCUGCUCCUCAUAUCAGGGCUGGUAGGCUGAUGGCAAACGCCCGGUUGGCCACAGUAAACAUGGCAGACAAGGUAAAGGGCAAGGAGAGUGCAUGGUCAAAAAAAA
Messenger RNA from Sphaeramia orbicularis (orbiculate cardinalfish), 1553 nucleotides. It is a transcript of the gene gpr185b, whose product is annotated as G protein-coupled receptor 185 b. Gene Ontology annotation, molecular function: G protein-coupled receptor activity. The transcript is spliced from 2 exons. Gene Ontology annotation, biological process: G protein-coupled receptor signaling pathway. Bases 257 to 1327 code for a protein of 356 amino acids. NCBI's taxonomy places the organism in Eukaryota, Metazoa, Chordata, Actinopteri, Kurtiformes, Apogonidae. Gene Ontology annotation, cellular component: membrane. The record is from RefSeq and is a predicted model, not a curated record.